AUGUCUACAGAUCAAGUAUUUGAUGUCGACAACGAUGAUUCUGACUUUACAUCCAAGUCCAAUGCUGACAGUAAUGAUGAUGAUGAUGAUGAUGAUGACAACUCUACUAUGGGUACAAUGAGCGAUAGUGAGCUAGUGACACUCUACAAGGAUCAAUUAAUCAAUGUGCAUGAACUAUUGGGUUCUUCUGAUGAUGAUGACACGGAUGAUGAUAGAGAGGAGCGAGUAGCAAAGAAAGAACUAGUUGAUCUCUACAAAGAUCAAUCAGUACCUAUUCAAGAACUAGCACCCGUUUCCAAUGUUGAAGCGCCGUACAAUAGCAAUAUUUACAGCAUUGCUAGAAAAGUAUCGUUGGGGCCAUAUUUUAUCAAAUUCUGUAUGUUUGAUUAG
Mucor velutinosus is the source of this 390-nucleotide messenger RNA. RefSeq lists its product as uncharacterized. The transcript has a single exon. The record is from RefSeq and is a predicted model, not a curated record. Bases 1 to 390 code for a protein of 129 amino acids. Lineage: Eukaryota; Fungi; Mucoromycota; Mucoromycetes; Mucorales; Mucoraceae.